AUGGGGAAAGCUCUUAAGGGAGAGGCUUCUGAGGAAUGGCUGAGGUCAUUUGGUUUGUUCAGCUCGGAGAAGAGAAGGCUGAUGGGUGCCCUCCUGGCUCUCUGCAGCUUCUUCAAGAGGAGCAGUGGAGUGGGAGGUGCUGAUCUCCUCUCUCUGGUGACCAGCGAUAGGUCACAAGAAAAUGGAAUGAAGCUGCAUCAGAGGAAGUUUAGAUCACAAGACCAUACAGCUCAACAAGCAAACACCUCUGGGAGUACUGCUACCACAUCAACAUCAAGCAGUAGUACCUCAACAUCAGCUUCAACAAAUAGUAGCCCUUUUGGCUUGGGUGGCCUUGGAGGUUUGGCAGGUCUGAGUAGCCUGGGCUUAAAUACAUCAAACUUUUCAGAGUUGCAAAGUCAGAUGCAACGGCAACUUCUGUCAAACCCAGAAAUGAUGGUUCAGAUAAUGGAAAACCCAUUUGUUCAGAGCAUGCUUUCAAAUCCUGACCUGAUGAGGCAGUUAAUUAUGGCUAACCCUCAAAUGCAGCAACUGAUACAGAGAAAUCCAGAAAUCAGUCACAUGCUGAAUAAUCCAGAUAUAAUGAGACAGACACUAGAACUUGCUAGAAACCCUGCAAUGAUGCAAGAAAUGAUGCGAAACCAAGACCGAGCCUUGAGCAACCUUGAAAGUAUACCAGGUGGAUACAAUGCCUUGCGACGUAUGUACACAGAUAUCCAGGAGCCAAUGUUGAAUGCAGCACAGGAACAGUUUGGAGGUAACCCAUUUGCUUCUUUAGUAAGCAAUGCAUCAGCAGGAGGGGACAGUCAGCCAUCUCGUACAGAAAAUAGAGAUCCUCUACCAAACCCUUGGGCUCCUCAGUCCAGCUCCCAGGCUUCCACAACAAGUACCAGCACCAGCGGAGAGAAUGGUGACAAUAGUAAUGCUGGAAACAGCACCUCUGGCAGUAUGGGACAGAGCUCAACUGUACCAAAUUUAGGACCUGGUCUAGGAGCUGGUAUGUUCAACACACCAGGAAUGCAGAGUUUAUUACAGCAGAUAACGGAAAACCCACAACUUAUGCAGAAUAUGUUGUCUGCACCCUAUAUGAGAAGCAUGAUGCAGUCAUUAAGCCAGAAUCCUGAUCUUGCAGUACAGAUGAUGUUGAAUAAUCCUUUAUUUGCUGGAAAUCCUCAACUUCAGGAACAAAUGAGACAACAACUUCCUACUUUCCUUCAGCAAAUGCAGAAUCCUGACACAUUAUCAGCUAUGUCAAACCCUAGAGCGAUGCAAGCUUUGCUACAGAUUCAGCAGGGCUUGCAAACACUAGCAACAGAAGCACCGGGGCUUAUACCAGGAUUUAAUCUGGGUUUAGGUGGAUUGGGAAGCACUGGAGCUCCUACGGGGUCCCCUGUACCUAGUUCUUUUCCCAGUGAAAAUACAAGUCCAGCAAAAAAAAAACCAGGUCACCAGCAGUUUGUCCAGCAAAUGUUGCAGGCACUUGCUGCUGCAAAUGCUCAGCAGUUACAAAAUCCAGAAGUUCGAUUUCAGCAACAACUGGAGCAGUUGAGUGCAAUGGGCUUUCUGAACCGUGAAGCAAACUUACAAGCGCUAAUAGCAACAGGAGGAGACAUCAAUGCAGCUAUUGAAAGGCUGCUUGGCUCUCAGCCUUCAUAGCAGUGUUUCUUUAACUUGAAAAAAAUGUAAUUUAUUUUUUAUAACAGCUCUUAAAUCUUUAAAAUUUUUGCUUUAUUUCAUUUUGACUCAUGGGAUUGUCUUGUUAUAACUAAAAUUGGUCUGAUGCAUUUUAAGGUGGAGUGCAGUAGUUUUCUUCAAACAGUGGGAAUCUGCGUUUUCACUCUGCAUGCAUCACACUUCUUUUGUUCUGCAUUAUUUGUGAUUUUUAUCAGUUUUCACAGUUGGGUGAACAGGUUUUUUCUGACCUACAACUGUCCAAUUUAUUUACUACUUAAACAUUAGCCUUCAGUAGUAAUUUAUGUAGAAUAAAAAUUUAAAAGUCAACAAAUUAAUUGAAGCUACAAU
This is a messenger RNA of Pterocles gutturalis (yellow-throated sandgrouse), 2022 nucleotides long. Its product is annotated as ubiquilin-1-like. Gene Ontology annotation, molecular function: polyubiquitin modification-dependent protein binding. Gene Ontology annotation, cellular component: cytosol. Gene Ontology annotation, biological process: ubiquitin-dependent protein catabolic process. The record is from RefSeq and is a predicted model, not a curated record. NCBI's taxonomy places the organism in Eukaryota, Metazoa, Chordata, Aves, Pterocliformes, Pteroclidae.